AUGGUGUUCCUCGCAGGGCCGUGCUCACGUGUGUAUUGGGACGUGGUGGAUUUCCCGUUCCCUAAUGGUGUUGUUCCUGAUUUGAUUUAUCAGAACAUGAAAAAAAUUCUCGAGAGUAAGGGUUUUUUUGGUGAAUUGUCAAUCAUNGCNUAUGUUNANNAGGAAANCUUCGCNGANGAAUUGNUCGAUGNUUAUGANAANGCCGGAAUCACCAUCAUUCACCAUCCCCAUCNAGGGGAAUAUGAUAGAUGUCGUGUUAUGUUUCUGGACAUUGCUUGGUGGGCAUACGGAAAUUUUGAGUACCCUUUUAAACGGAUAAAUUUGAUGUUAAUCUCAAAGCUAAACAGCGANCAAUCGUGUUUNCUCNANUUUCUUGAAGNUUGGGCANAUUCAUNUUUNNAUGUUCUCCUAGCAAUGCCUCAACUUCCUGAAGUUCUCUCAUCAAAGAUACAUACUGUUAGCUUUGACUGCCUUUCGACAGGACUUUUAGAUGGAGGAAAUCCUAUCGACCAAAGCGGAACCGUACAAGGUCAUCACUCGAAUUUACCUAUGUCUGCUUCUCCCGAGCCUCGCACAUGUGUAUUCUGGGACGUCGUGGAUUUCCCUUUCCCUAGGGGUGUUCCUCCUAGUUUGGUUCGUCGCAAGAUGGACCUAAUUCUCGAGAAGAUGGGUUUUCUUGGUCAGGUGUCAAUUAUGGCUUAUGAUCACGAAUACUUACCCCAUAGAUGGGGUAAAUUUCGCGAUGACUAUGAGAAGGCCGACUAUGAGAAGGCCGGAAUCACCAUCAUUCACAAUUGCCAACUAGAGGAUAAAUACGCAAGAGUUCAUACUAUGUUAGUGGACAUAGUUUUGUGGGCAUUGGAAAAUCCUGCCAACUAUUUUGAACCAUCAAAUUUGAUGGUAAUCUCAAGAAACAUCAAAAAGGACACAGAUUUCCUUAAUGCCCUUGAAGCUUUGGAGGAUAGGUAUUACAACGUUCUUUUAGCUGUGCCUCAAGAUCUCUCAUCAAGUGAGCUACAAACUGUUAGCUUUAAAUGGCUUUUGACAAGCCUUUUAGACGAAAGCGAAACCUUACAAGGUCUUAACCAUCAGUUGAAGCAUAAAUUGAAGGACAGAGAGGAGAAUGUUGGUUUUUCUGAUGGACUAGGUUCUCUGUAUGAUCCCCAACCAUUUGGCAGGUCUGAGAUAACCCUCUUCUUGGAUGUCCAGCAUUGCCCAACAAAUGAUGCAGAAAUCGCCGAAAGUCUUUGUCGAAAGGGUCAUAGAGAUGAAGUGUUAAUAAGGCCUUAUGCCGAUGAGUAUUACAUGGAUCUUCAGUGGAAGUGCGGAACUGAUCCUGAUUGUGAUUUCAUGUUCGUAGACCCUCUAAUCAGAGUCGUUACUGAAAGUAAUAAAUAUGCAAAAAUUACGAGGAUGUUAUUGGACCUUCUUUUCUGGGCGAUGAACNAUGANGAUANACCACAAAAUUUCAUGUUUAUCUCGAAACCCGACACCAAGUGCAACAGUGUUAUUGAAGCGUUGGAACACCGAGGUUUCAACCUUAUCCUAGGACCCUCUGAGGAGGUCUCGUUGCAGAUUUGUAAGAACCUACGAGAUGCAGAACGGCGUAUCAACCAAACCGUAAAGUUACGAGGUCGGAAGCUCAGAGAGAGUCGAAAACGUGGAUCGCCUCCGAUUGCUGUCUUCUGGCUGCUUGGGGAGGAUUGCCCAUCCAAUCCCACGUUGUUGAGGUGGAAUAUCGAAUCAACCCUUGAGAAGAAGGGUUUUGUGGGAUUUCUGACAAUCACGGUUUAUCUUGACGAGGGAAAACUUUCAAAUGAAGUGCAGCAUGCCUAUUACAACUCGGGGAUGAGUGUCCACCCCGUACCUGAAGAGUCUAUUUUGCUCGCAGAGGACUCCACGUUCUCUUCGAGCUGCCUGAUUAUAUGGUCAGUUUCGGAAGCUUCGUAUGGUCUGCUAAAAGCCUAUUAG
This is a messenger RNA of Arabis nemorensis, 1971 nucleotides long. NCBI's taxonomy places the organism in Eukaryota, Viridiplantae, Streptophyta, Magnoliopsida, Brassicales, Brassicaceae. The record is from the annotation of a GenBank genome assembly.